This is a messenger RNA of Tachysurus vachellii, 1289 nucleotides long. It is a transcript of the gene anxa5a, whose product is annotated as annexin A5a. The transcript is spliced from 13 exons. The record is from RefSeq and is a predicted model, not a curated record. Gene Ontology annotation, cellular component: cytoplasm. Gene Ontology annotation, biological process: negative regulation of coagulation. Bases 58 to 1008 code for a protein of 316 amino acids. Lineage: Eukaryota; Metazoa; Chordata; Actinopteri; Siluriformes; Bagridae. Gene Ontology annotation, molecular function: calcium ion binding; calcium-dependent phospholipid binding.
ACAGGUGAGAGGGAAAGCAACAGAUUUUACACCUCAGGAAUCUUGGAAUCUUCACUCAUGGCUUACCGAGGAAGUGUGAGACCCUUUGUGCACUUCAAUGCCAAGCAGGAUGCGGAUAUCUUACGAAAAGCCAUGAAAGGAAUUGGCACGGAUGAAGACACCAUCCUCAUGCUCUUACCCACCAGGAGCAAUGAGCAGAGACAAGAGAUCAAGGCAGCUUAUAAGAAAGCGCAUGGCAAAGACCUGGUGAAAGACCUGAAGUCAGAGCUGGGAGGGAAGUUAGAGGACCUGAUCAUGGCUCUGAUGUCUCCCCCACGUGUCUAUGAUGCUGAUCUGCUCCAUGCGGCCAUCAAGGGAGCUGGAACUGAUGAUAAAGUUCUGAUUGAGAUCCUGGCCUCCAGAACAUCUGAACAGUUAAAGGAGAUCAUCAAGAUAUACAAGAAAGAGCAUGGAGGCAAGCUGGAGAAGGACAUCAUGGGAGAUACGUCUGGACACUAUCAGAGACUGCUGCUGAUGCUUUUACAGGGAGAGAGGGAGGAGGGAGUGGAUGAAAGCAGAGUGGAGAAAGACGCUAAGGAAUUGUUCGCUGCCGGUGCGAAGAAAGUUGGCACGGAUGAAGAAAAGUUUGUCAACAUCUUGGGCAAGAGGAGCAUCGAUCACCUGAGGCAAAUGUUCGAUGUGUAUAAAAAGAUCGCUGGCUGUGACAUCGAAGAGAGUAUUUGCGGAGAGUUUACUGGCAAUCUCGAGGCAUUGCUUCUUGCAGUGGUGAAAUGUAUGAAAAGUGUCCCAGGAUAUUUUGCUUACUCCCUACGUGACUCUUUGAGGCGCGCCGGCACUGAUGAUGAAACUCUUAUCAGGAUUAUGGUGUCCAGGAGUGAGGAGGACAUGCUGGACAUCAGAGCCCAGUACAAGAAGGUGUAUGGAGAAUCACUGUACCGUGCCAUACAGGAUGACACUGAUGGCGAUUACGGAAAGGCCCUGCUCUACCUCUGUGGUGGAGAUGAUUAAUUCACACAUUUAUUUAUUGAUGCGUGGUUUGCUUAUUAUAUAUUACUUUGCUUUAAAUUAUUAUUACACAUUAUUUAUUUAAUAUUGCUGUAACCACAGUUAAGCUAUUUUAUAUGAUAUGUGAUAUGUAUUAGUAAUAGUAAACAAUAUAUAUAUAUACUAUAUUGGGCAGUGCAGUGUGGUGCUACCAGAAUUUCCAUUGGCGUAGUUAAAGUGACUUAAAGUUCACAUAUUUACUGAUUUGAAAUUGAUUUUGAAAUAAACCUUUUUUCCACUCCUUA